Molecule: messenger RNA, 1917 nt
Organism: Trypanosoma theileri
Lineage: Eukaryota; Euglenozoa; Kinetoplastea; Trypanosomatida; Trypanosomatidae
Product: putative choline ethanolamine kinase
Exons: 1
Coding region: 1-1917 (638 amino acids)
Biological process (GO): phosphatidylethanolamine biosynthetic process; phosphatidylcholine biosynthetic process
Cellular component (GO): cytoplasm
Molecular function (GO): ethanolamine kinase activity; choline kinase activity
Source: RefSeq, a predicted model, not a curated record
AUGACUCCUGGCGUGCAGUAUCCGCUGGGUGAGCUGCCACUCCGUGCAGCUAUUCGCCGCUCGUCAAAGACUCCACCGUGCUCGCCGAUGAAGGAAUGUGCAACAGACAUACAGUCCGUACCCACCCAGACUUCGCCUGCCCUCUCAUGGGUCUCUGCAGAGUCGCUCGACAGCAUCAUCACACUUGCCAACAGGACGGAGGAGCAGGUGGAGCUAGAUGGACUGAUAUAUCGCCUUUGCCGCUCGCUGUACCGCGUGGCGACGAGAAAGUCUGCGGAAAUACACGCUAAAUCCGCUGACGGCACUUCUGCUAUGGUCGACGGUGAUGGAGGAAGGUUUUGCAACAUGCGUGGGCACGAGGACUGGUGUCCGCUACGCCAUCUCUUCGACCCCAAGAACUACUACAAGGCAAUGGGGACGUCCAACCCGCAUGUGGGGUGCACGUGUCUUGAGGACUCGCGAGGGGCGCUAAACGACCCAAUGGGUGUCUCGCAGUGGCUGGCGGAUGAGCUGAGUGUGACACGGCUCUCUGGUGGGAAUAGUAAUCACGUGUACCGCCUGGGGCACGCGUCGUUCCCCGGAAAGACGAUUCUGCUGCGGGUGUAUGGUGACGGGGGUGGGGAGGUAAUUGAUCGUGCGCGCGACACAAAGGCGAUGCGGCUGAUGAGCAAGGCUGAGCUAAGUCCCGCUGUGUUGCAUAGCUUUCACUGGGGGCGUGUGGAGGAGUUUAUGGAUGGUAUAUACACAUGUACGACUGAAAUGUUGCUGAGAUCUCCGGCGCUGUUGGCCGAUAUAUAUGAGGGAUUGUGUCGCAUGCAUGGGUUGGAUGCGGCGCCGUUUCUACCGGAGAACAUGAAUAAGGAUCGAUUUCCCGGCGCCGAAAAGAAUCAGUACGGGGAUGACAAUAAGCUUGUCUCUGCGCUGGAAGGACGUCAGGGGUACUACAGCACGAUGUUGCGUGAAAAGACUUUGGAGAGCGUGUGUCCCACGUCGUUCGAACGUGUGAGUUUUCGCUUGCUGCGCUUAAUGUACCCCCACGUGGUAGAGGAACACCGGCAGUCGUUGGUAGACUGGCUGACAGGCGAAAUCAUGUUUGUGCGUGAGGAGCUACAGCGGCUGGAUAUCCCUAUUGUAUUCUCGCACAAUGACUUGAACCCGGGCAACAUUCUGUUGUCGCGGCGGAAGGUGCCGGGUGGGAUGCUUGAGAACGACGGACUGAUGAGCAGCGACGAUGAAGUGACGGACGAGGUUGCGGCGGAGAGCACUGCACUGUCGACCCGCUACUUGACGCGCAAAGGUAAGAGUAAGAACCUCGUGGAACGCAACGGAUAUCUUUUCAUUGACUUUGAGUAUGCUGACGCGAACUACCGUUGCGUUGACCUUGGGAACACACUGUGCGAGCUGGACUACGACUACACGCGCGGCACGGAGGUUGGUGGACGCGGGUUCAUCAAAUACCUCUUCGUGUUUCCGCCGGCGGCGAAGGCAGAGGCAUGGCGCGGACUGGGCGAGGAGUACCCGCGCAUGCCGGAGCUCAUACACGACGCAUGGCUGCGCGGCACUGCAGACAAAAACGACAAGAACAACAACAACGACGAGGAGGAGGACGCAACAGACAUCGGCGCUGCUGCGCUGUUGGCGGUGCGGCGGUACUUUGCAACGCGCGACGGUGUUCCUGUCAGCGACGUCUCCCUCAGUAAGGCACAGCUGGGCGAGUUGCUGCUGGGCAUGCUCGCGGCGCACCUCUACUGGACACUAUGGUCGAUUGUGAUGGGGUGCGUCCCCAAUGAGUGUACGACGGAUGUGGAGGCGUUUGCUGUGGGUGGUAGCGGUCUGGAUUACAUGCGAUACGGUGACUGUCGCCUGCGGGAGUACAUUGCACUGCGUCAUUGGCUUAGCUGCAACGGAUUCAUUUAG